CAGCCAUCUGUGCAGGAACAGAAAGCUGACGGAGGGCUGCUGCACAUUUCCCCUCUUUACCUUUCUAAUUCUCGCUCAUUCUGGUCGCCCGGGGCUGUUAAAAAAAUCACCCCUCAAUAUACAGGUGCAAAUAUGAGAAUUUCGCUUGCACUUUUUGCAGCAUUUGCUGUAGGAAUCACUGUCGACGCCACGGUGUUCUUCAAGGAGCAGUUUCUUGAUGGAGAUGGAUAUAAAAGUCGAUGGGUGGAGUCCAAACACAAAUCAGACUAUGGACAGUGGAAACUCUCUGCAGGAAAGUUCUACGGUGAUGCUGAGCUCGAUAAAGGUCUUCAGACAAGCCAGGACGCUCGAUUUUAUGCCUUGUCCGGCCGGUUUGAGCCUGUCAGCAACGAAGGUAAAACUCUGGUGAUUCAGUUCACAGUAAAACACGAGCAGAAGAUUGACUGUGGAGGUGGCUAUGUAAAAAUCUUCCCAGCUGAUCUGGACCAGACGGACCUGCACGGCGAAUCUCAGUAUUACAUCAUGUUUGGUCCUGACAUCUGUGGCUACAGCACCAAGAAAGUGCACGUAAUUUUGAACUACAAAGGACAGAACCAUCUGAUCAAGAAAGACAUCCGAUGCAAAGAUGACGAGUUUACACACCUGUACACGCUGAUCCUUCGGCCCGACCAGACCUAUGAAGUGAAAAUCAACAAUGAGAAAGUGGAGUCAGGCUCUCUGGAGGAGGACUGGGACUUUCUUCCUCCCAAAAAGAUUAAGGAUCCAGAGGCAAAGAAGCCAGAGGACUGGGACGACCGCGCCAAAAUCGACGAUCCUGAGGACACAAAGCCAGAGGACUGGGAUAAACCCGAGAACAUUCCUGAUCCUGAUGCUAAGAAGCCUGAUGACUGGGAUGAAGACAUGGACGGCGAGUGGGAGCCACCAAUGAUCCCUAACCCUGAGUACAAGGGAGAAUGGAAACCUAAACAGAUCGACAACCCCAACUACAAAGGAACAUGGGAGCAUCCUGAGAUUGACAACCCAGAAUACACACCAGAUAACUUGAUUUACAAAUAUGACAACAUUGGGGUUAUCGGUUUGGACCUGUGGCAGGUGAAAUCUGGUACCAUCUUUGAUAACUUCCUAAUAACUGACGAUGUCAAAGAGGCAGAGGAAUUUGGCAAAGAGACAUGGGGAGCCACAAAGGGGCCAGAAAAGAAAAUGAAGGAGAAGCAGGAAGAGGAGGAGAGGAAGCAAAGGGAAGAAGAGGAGAAGACAAAGAAGGAAAGUGAAGGUGACGAGGAAGACGGCGACGAAACAGAAGAUGAACCAGAAGAGGAGGAAGAGGAAACUCCAGAGGAGCCCAAUCUGCUGGACGAUGAAGAUGAUGAGGAAGAUAAGCCUACUAAAGACGAGUUGUAGAUGACCUCAGAGCUUUCGAGCACAUCUUAGGAGAACCUACUGAUCCUCCCCCACUCAGUGAAGCUCUUUCUGUGGGCUCUAACUACCCAAACAGGACAAAUAGAGUAAUGGUGUGCUGUGGUUUUAUUUCAGUUCAGUUGGUGAGGAUUGUUUCCCCACCACUGAGCCCCUUUUUUUUUCAAUCAUAAAUUAAUCUUAGCCGUGCCCUGGAUUUUUUUUGUUUUCUACUGCUGCUACCCGGCUUCUCCAAUUCCCACCCAAAGUCAUAUGUAAAAGUAAAUUAAACGGAAUUUGGAUUAAUGCCAUCAUGUCUAGAGGGGGAAAAUGAUAAGUUUAUCAUUUUUAGGUUAUUUGCACUUUUUUUAAAUAAAUGAUUUUCUUAAACCGUU
Hemibagrus wyckioides is the source of this 1790-nucleotide messenger RNA. RefSeq names its product calreticulin 3a (gene calr3a). The coding region runs from base 133 to 1401 and encodes 422 amino acids. Gene Ontology annotation, molecular function: calcium ion binding. Gene Ontology annotation, cellular component: endoplasmic reticulum membrane; endoplasmic reticulum. The record is from RefSeq and is a predicted model, not a curated record. Gene Ontology annotation, biological process: protein folding. Lineage: Eukaryota; Metazoa; Chordata; Actinopteri; Siluriformes; Bagridae. The transcript has 9 exons.